This is a messenger RNA of Blastocystis hominis, 1476 nucleotides long. RefSeq lists its product as hypothetical. The coding region runs from base 1 to 1476 and encodes 491 amino acids. The record is from RefSeq and is a predicted model, not a curated record. The transcript has a single exon. Gene Ontology annotation, molecular function: glycosyltransferase activity. Lineage: Eukaryota; Bigyra; Opalinata; Blastocystidae.
AUGGAUAUAGCUGUUCCUUCCAGUAAUACGGAAGUUCCUUCGGUCAUUUCAGUCCAGGAGAGUGAUACCGAAGAAAAGUCAGCCACAAGCGUGCACCAUCUGCGCGAAGAGAAGAAACCGGUGGGGAGUGAGACCCCAACGGCUGCUCAAGUGCAGAUUGCUGGUACGUUAUCCCAAAUCAUGCCUAUAUCUUUGGAAGGGAAAUCUGACUUUGAUGCAAGUUAUGUUUUCAGAUAUUCUGCUUUUGUCCUUCCUCCUCCUUUUACGUAUGUUAAAAGUAGACGCAGGACCCUUCCAGGGAUUUCCAGCUAUUUCCAAGAAUUGGCAAGUUACAAACGUGAUAAGUGCAAGAACGAGGAUAUUUGUGCCCAUCCCUCUCACUAUGUGAGCUUGUUUACUGAUUUUACUGCUGCCGACAUUGAGAAUAUGAAGGAGAGGGACUACAUUGUCUUCUUUCAGAAAGAGUACAUUCGAGGAAGAGUCGAUGUGGUGAGCAACGGAGAACUCCCAUUUACCUAUGACUGUGGCUGCUUUUCGGACCAUUCCAAAGCUCUUUCCUCGUCCUUGCAGCGUCCCUACAAGGUGCCGGGGACAGUGGUCUUUUUAUUAGUUCCGAAUGGAGCCACAAUCCAUCAUUUUAUCGACAGUGUUCUUCCCAAACUGGUCCAGCUGGAAGCCUUUCUCGGCGACGCCUCCUUCCGUUAUCUGCUAGAUUUGUCUCCACAGUACACGCUGGUGAAAGCACUUCUCGAGCGGCUAGGAAUUCAUGCAGACCAGUUGCUCGAUUAUCGAAGCAUUAAACACUUGGGAGAUGGAAUUUCUGCAGAGAGGCUUGUGAUUCCUUGCAAUACGCCUCCUCUGCAUCCCUAUUUGUGGCAGCGUGCGCAGUACUUGCUGCAGCUCCCGCAUAUCGUGAAUCCUUCCUUGUUUACCAAAAACACAAUUCUUUAUUUGUCUCGAAGAAAGGGAACGAUUGGAGGUGGGCGAAAAGUUGUAAACGAGGCCGUGCUGGAAGGCCAGCUCAAGCAAUUCGCUGCAGAGCACGGCUAUCGGUACGUCCCCUUCUUCCAUACAGACUACAAUGACGCUGACUCGUUGAUGCAGCUGUGGUCGUCCGCUGCAGCAGUGAUUGGUCCGCAUGGAGGAGCGUUUAGCAAUAUCUUGUUUGCACAGAAGGGAUGUUUGGUGAUCGAGUUUCUUCCGAAUGGGGCCAUCUUUACCGGCUCCACGUUCAAAGAGCACCUGUCUACCUAUCAGCAAGCGAUGCUAUUGGGCCAUCGGUAUUUUGCCGUCAUGUCGCCCUUUACGAAGCGGGAUGAUAUGACUGUGAAUGUGGAAGAAGUUAUGAAUAUUUUAGAAAAGUCGUUGUCUUUAUAUUGUGUUUUCCAAACCAAACUAAUUCUAUUACUUCAUUUCCAGUCUUUGGCUGAUCUCUAUCACGAAUGGUUCGGCCAUUCCUCACAACGAAUGGAAUGA